AUGGAUCCCGAGAAGGCCAAGCAAUGGAGACCAGCUCCCGUUGUCCAGCAGUACAACACCCGUGAUGCCAUCAUCUAUGCGUUGGGGAGUAAGUUAACUCUUGAAUUAAUAACUGAUGAAAACGGUAUUGUUAUUGAAAAAGUUGCGAUCUCAUUUGAUGAUACUAAUGAUCGAUGAGUUUUAUUUGGUUUCCUCGUUGUAAUCUUAUUAAAAACUUGCAUUGUUAAAAUGGAUUAGACUAAUAAUAACCGUCUUGCAGUCGGAUGUAAUGUCAAAGAAGAUCUCCAUUUCCUAUACGAGGCUCAUCAAGAUUUCCAAGUGUUUCCGACGUUCGUCGUCAAGCCUGGCCUUACUUCGGUGUCUUUGGAUGGAACUCCCGGUCAGAUUUUAUAUCCCCCUUUGCACUUUAAAACAUUCAAAAAUUACCGCAUAUUUAGGGAUCGCAUAUGACCUGCAGCGGAUCUUGCAUGGUGAACAGUACAUCGAGAUUCUGAACCCCAUCCCCGAAGAUGGUGAAUUCAGAACGGAGUGUGAAGUCGUGGAUAUUUUGGAUAAGGGAUCUGCUGCUGUCAUCCUUACAAAUGGUGAGAUUUUAUGAUUAAAUUGAUUUAGAUCAAUGUUCCUUUACUUAUCCCUUGUUUUCAGUCACCACUUAUGACAACAAGACAAACAAGAAGUUGUCUUUCCAACAGAUGGCCACUUUCCAGGUUGGAUCCGGAAAAUUUGGAGGGCCCAGGACAAAUCCAAGGGAAAAGAAAGCCUUGCCAGUUCCACAACGAAAGCCGGACAGGGUUGUUGAGGUACAAACUACAAAGGAUCAGGUGAGAAAUUUAUUUUAAUUUAAUCUUGUCUCACCAAUGUUCAUGAGAACUUUAGUCUAAAAAAAUUAAUUUAAGGCUGCCUUAUAUCGCUAUGGCUCGGGAGACAUGAAUCCUCUCCACAUCGACCCUGACUUCGCCAAAGCCUCUGGAUUCCCAACACCUAUUCUUCACGGACUUUGCUCGUUAGGAGUGUCGACUAAGGCAGUAAUAAAGGAAUAUGGAGGGAAUGAUGGCCAUAAUCUGAAGGCCGUUAAGGUCAGAUUCUCGGCUCCAGUAAUCCCUGGUCAAACUCUGGUGGUGGAAAUGUGGAAGGAAGGGAAUAGAAUCCAUUUCCAGACUAAAGCAUGUUAUUGAUGACUUUUAUUGUACUUAAAAUUCUUUUUCUUAACGUAACCCCAACGUUUAGGCCAAGGAAAGCGGCAAGACCGUGAUUGCCAAUGCUUACGUCGACUUGCUCGACGUAAAACCCGCUCAGCCUUCUGAAACCACCGAAGAGUUGGUUUCGGAUGCCAUCUUCGAGCAAAUCAAUGAGCAAUUGCCAAAUCAAAAGGAUAUUAUAAAGAAGAUCAAUGGGGUGGUGUUGUAUGAUAUCACCAAAAAUGGAAAACAUGCCGCUUAUUACAGUAAGAGAACUUGAUUAAUGGAGUCGUCGGAUUUAUUACUAAUAUGAUUGCUUUUCAGCUCUCGAUCUAAAGAAUGGCCCAGUUGGGAAAGCCUUUAAAGGACAAUCAAGCGACAAACCCAUUGUUACAGUAACCGUCGAUGAUCAAGACUUUCUGAAAAUCGUAACUGGAGGGUUAGGUGGAAUGAAGGCUUUUAUGACGGGCAAAUUGAAGGCCAAAGGCAACGUGAUUGUCCUCCAGAAACUCCAGGGAGUCCUUUCUGGAGCCACCAAAUCCAAGUUGUAA
Bursaphelenchus xylophilus (pine wood nematode) is the source of this 1729-nucleotide messenger RNA. Lineage: Eukaryota; Metazoa; Nematoda; Chromadorea; Rhabditida; Aphelenchoididae. The record is from the annotation of a GenBank genome assembly.